AUGGGCAUAGCACCGAAGAUGAUCGUGAUAGAUCAAGACAUGGGAAUGAGAUCAGCCAUUGAAGAGGUUCUGGUUGGCACGCGACACCGAUGGUGUAUGUGGCAUAUAAUGCAUAAGUUGGCUACCAAGGUUCCAAAUAGGUUGCUGAGGGAUGAAGAUUUCAAGAAGGAAUUCAAUGCAUGCGUUUGGUCGGAUCUUCUUGAGCUCGACGAAUUUGAAGAGGAGUGGAAAAGAGUUGUGGAAAGUCAUGGGUUGGAAGACUUUGACUGGUUCAACACAUUGUACGAAUAUAGGCAUUUCUGGAUACCGGCGUAUUUUAGAGAUUUUCCUCUGGGUUCGAUGAUUAGGACUACGUCCAUUUCAGAAUCGGAGAACCGUUUCUACAAAAGAUUUUUGAAGCCCCGUGCGAACAUAGCCGAGUUCUACUUGAAUUUCAACCAUGCUGUUGAAUUCCAGCGAAACAGUAGGACAGCUUUAGACUACCACGAUGCCACUGUUUUUCCCAUUUUGGCCACUACGCUGUCGUUCGAGAAACAUGCUUCGACGCUAUACACCGAUACGAUGUUCAAGAGAAUACAGGAAGAAAUCGUAGAGGGUAAUGAUAGAUGUCGCGUGCUAGGUUUUUCUUCGACUGAAUUUGUUGACACAUAUAAGCUUGGGGAUAUCAAUCGCAAAUUGAACAAUGAAUUGAAGAAAAUAUCAGAUAAAUACUGCCAAAGCAUGUGGAUGAAGACUCCGAUAGCCAAGGCGGUCCAUGGGGAGUUUCAUGAUGACUUCCCUAUCAGGUCUGUUGUUGACGAUAGGGAAACACUGUCAGAGCAAGGCGGCGUGGAAGAACUUGGUAAUUCUCUACAAGCUGGGAAUCCUACAACGUCCGCAGCUGAAAAAAGGCGAAUGAUUGAAGAGUUUUAUGGUAUGGUGCGUCCUGAAGUUGUUGAGGUCUAUCCUCCAGAUGUUGUUAAGACCAAGGGGCACGCAAGCAGCUCAGCGAGCCGACUGAUUUCGAAAAGAGAAAAGGCUCUAAAUGAUGCUAGUAGGCCUCUUAGACGGUGUAAGGCUUGCGAUGAGAUGGGCCAUCAUGACUCCAGAAAUUGUCCAAUGCUUAAAGAGAUGGAGAUGGAGAAAGAGUUGGGGAAGGGCAAGCGUCCGAUUUGA
This is a messenger RNA of Salvia splendens (bonfire salvia), 1155 nucleotides long. Its product is annotated as protein FAR-RED IMPAIRED RESPONSE 1-like. The record is from RefSeq and is a predicted model, not a curated record. The coding region runs from base 1 to 1155 and encodes 384 amino acids. The transcript is spliced from 3 exons. Gene Ontology annotation, biological process: regulation of DNA-templated transcription. Lineage: Eukaryota; Viridiplantae; Streptophyta; Magnoliopsida; Lamiales; Lamiaceae.